Molecule: messenger RNA, 270 nt
Organism: Closterium sp. Yama58-4
Lineage: Eukaryota; Viridiplantae; Streptophyta; Zygnematophyceae; Desmidiales; Closteriaceae
Source: the annotation of a GenBank genome assembly
AUGGAAACGUACCUGAUGAAAACCGAAGCAGAAAACCGAAGCAGAAAAUUGAAGCAGCAAACCAAAGCAGUAAACAUAAUGAAGGCGGAAAUGAGAGAGAAUGAGAGAGAGAGAGAGAGAGAGAGAGAGAGAGAGAGAGAGAGAGAGAGAGAGAGAGAGAGAGAGAGAGAGAGAGAGAGAGAGAGAGAGAGAGAGAGAGAGAGACGAGAGAGAGAGAAGAGAGACAGAGAUAGCGAAGGGAGAAAUCAUCGACUAAAUAAUGGAAUCUAG